AACAGGAAAUCAGGCCGGUACAUCGCUCCGAACAAAGUUAAUAAACUGGACCAGCCGGAACCGACCCCGGGCAGCAGCAAAAAGCAGCAGGAACAUGCACUACCCUGAUAGAUCAACGGCGUGUCCUCCCAGGCUCAGAUAGUCCAAGGAGAGGCGAUCCAGGUCUUGCAAAAGUCUUGCAUGCAAACAUGUUUGAAUGAUAAUGUGCGCAGAUGACUUACAGAAAAAUCACUCUGUCAUAUUAGUAAAACAAACAGUCACAGUUAGAGACAGAAGGAGACGUGUGCUGCCAUAUUGGUUCCUAAUUGAAACUCAAGACAGUGUCAUCCUUGUAAUGCCCAGAAAUGUGUCUGUUAAAAAAACACUUGUGACUGUGCUGAAUUAAAAAAAAAAUAUAUAUAUAUUAUGUGUUUUUACAAUCAUGUGCCAUGUGACUUUUUGUCAUUUGCAAAAAGAAUUGCACAUGCAGAUACACUUAAUACGCCAGGAGAACUGUAGUAACUAAGAGGCUGUGUUUUGUCACUUCUUUACACUGUAACUUCACAAUAUAAUUCAUUAUUAUGUUUAUGUGGCUGUUAAUAUACAACCAGCUGAAAAUCUUCUGGCCAUGAAAGGGUUAAGCAAGACUCUGUUAUGUAAUUGCUGAAUAAUGUGCAGCUGAGCUUUCAGACUCCUGGAAUGAGGGUCAGCUUUCUGAACUGAAAACCCUUUCUGUAUUUUAUUAACAAAAGAAUCAGUUUUACUCUGUGUGGCACUAUCUUCAAAGUUGUAAAUAUCUGUACUGACUGUUUAACUCAGUGAUUAUUUCCCUGUGUGUCAAAACACAUGGGAGAAACUACAAGUCAGGAAGUGGGUGGAGAGUUAAAAGAGUGCAGACCGUGUGAGUGGCAGGGCAGAAAGCAGGUUUUCUGAAAACAGGACGCAGGAAGAACACAAGAAGACGCAACAUAAAAAGAAACAUAGAGGAUAAAAGAGACUAAAAGCAAGGAAACUGAACAAGGGCAAACCAGACAGGAGACUGAAGGAGAAUAAAGAGAAACAAAGGAGGCUGUUUUGGAGGUCGGAGAAAUUGGCAGCAAAAUAGAAAGAGAAGAGUGAAUAUAACAACACAAUGACAUUCCGGCUGUUUGAGGGGAAGGACCAUGCCUCCAUCUACCAAAAGUAUCGCUUUACGCCUCCGGAAGAGGUCAAGAACAUUAUUCUUCAGUACCUAAAUACAAAGAAAGGACAGCCACACGUGUUGGCGGUGGAUCUGGGAUGUGGGACAGGUCAGAAUUCCCGGCUACUGGCCCCGCACUUCCAGGAGGUGGUGGGCAUCGACGUCAGUGAUUGUCAACUGGAGGUAGCCAGAGCUGUGCCAGGUUACCCUAACGUCACAUACAGGAAGGGGACUGCAGAGGACCUUCAUUUUCCAGAUGGCUCUGUUGACUUGUUGACAGCAGCGUCAGCGGCCCACUGGUUUGAUCAGUCGAGGUUUCUGGCUGAGGCAAGUCGGGUUUUAAAACCCAGGGGUUGCAUGGCUCUGCUUGGCUUCGCUGAUUCUGACACCAGACUUCACUAUCAGGACUGUGGAGAAAGACUCAAUCACAUCUAUGAAGAGGUGAAGCAGGUGCUGUUGCCAUACACUAGCAACCAAGUAGCUGUGUCUGAAAGUAAGCUGGAAGACCUCUACACAGCCAUUCCUUUUCCAGACAAAGAGAGGAUUGAGUGUAUUUGGGUGAACCUGACAAUCUCGGUGAGGAACCUGGUGGGUUUCAUCACGUCCUGGUCCAUGUUCCAAGCUUACAAGACGAAAGAUCCUCAGGCUGCUGAAGACCUGCUGCUCAACACUCAGAAGAGGUUUCUGGAGGAGAUGGGAGUCACUUCUCCUGACACUAAAAUGGACUUGAAAAUGGGAUAUUUCUGUGUCCUGGCAUCAAAACCGCAAUAAUCAACAAUGUGGCACUGGCUGUGUGAUUCUUGGAGUAGGAUCUUUCAAAACGUUUCACAAUAGAACAGAGGAUUCCUUACAGCCUUGAAUGCACACUGAGAGGUUACAUAACUGGAAAUUCUUUUGAAAUAUAACAUGCCUACCACUGUUUAUUCACAGAAGGGGUUCUAAGAUGUUUUAGCUAAAGUGAGAAGUCAUUUAGUUGGGGUAUUUUCUUUAGCCAGGCCCCUCGUGACAUACUUGGUGGUCCAUUUACUUUACUGCUUCAGUGCUCUUCCUUUAUUCUUUGCUCUUUCUCAGUAGGUGGAAGCCUGCUUGCUGCUGCUGACAGUUUGUAUUGUGCCUAUAUUGUGCAACGUAAAAGAAGCCACAGUAACUUAUGUUUAUGGUACAGCUUUUUAUGAAGAUUUCUGUGUUUUAAAAUCUACAGUAAUUAUCUUUUCAAUAACAAAUCUUAAGAAAUAGAAUAUGCACAGGAACAGAUAUUGGGUAACCAAUGUGUAAUGUUGAAAGCUGAAACUCCAGUUAGCAACAACUGACAUCUCACAUCAUAAGGGGCACAUUUAAAGCAGCACUAUGUAACUUUUGAAAGAAAACAUAACACAUUCUUUCCUUUAUUUUGCCUCACUUAGCCUGGUAUGACGAGUAGCUCAUGGUCACUAAUGUUAGCAAACUUUGGAUAUAUAUUUGCUGUGUAGGUGACAUUAUUGAGAUAUUUUGUAGUUUAGGGGGGUUAGACUUUUUACUUGUGCUACUGUUAAACUAUGUUUUAGCACAUCAUGCACGUUUUGGAGACUAACUGAAACUGAAAAAAUGUAUUCAUGCAGUUGAGCAAUAAAGUCGUUGUUGAAAUGUC
Messenger RNA from Dicentrarchus labrax (European seabass), 2786 nucleotides. RefSeq lists its product as uncharacterized. Gene Ontology annotation, molecular function: S-adenosylmethionine-dependent methyltransferase activity. The transcript has 6 exons. The record is from RefSeq and is a predicted model, not a curated record. The coding region runs from base 1112 to 1930 and encodes 272 amino acids. Lineage: Eukaryota; Metazoa; Chordata; Actinopteri; Moronidae.